Molecule: messenger RNA, 2245 nt
Organism: Saccostrea echinata
Lineage: Eukaryota; Metazoa; Mollusca; Bivalvia; Ostreida; Ostreidae
Product: dynactin subunit 4-like
Exons: 14
Coding region: 1-1359 (452 amino acids)
Cellular component (GO): dynactin complex
Source: RefSeq, a predicted model, not a curated record
AUGUCUACAUUUGUGGAUGUGAACAUCAUUAAAUACCUUUGUUCUUGUGGGAAAAAGCAUCCAAUAUGUCGUUUAUUUUUAUGUCGACAUUGUUUGAAACUUAGAUGCGGGGACUGUGUACAACAUGAGGUUGACACACCAUACUGCCCAAACUGUUUGGAGAAUAUGCCAUCUGCUGAAGCCAAGCUUAAGAAGAACAGGUGCAGUAAUUGUUUUGAUUGUCCAAGCUGUGGACAUACAUUGACAACCAGGGCCACUAGUACAAGUGUACCUGAUCCUGAAGACCCUAACAAGACCACACCUAAGAAGAUGUACUACAUGGUGUGUGGUUUCUGUAGGUGGACCACCAGAGAUGUGGGGAUCCAGGACAAACCAAUGGCCAGUGGCGGAUGGGAAGACUUGGAGAACAAGGAUGCUAAGCAGAUUUUCUCUUUGCUGGAAACAUAUGAGAAAAUUGCGCAGAAGGAAAAAGCUGAAAAGGAACGGAAGAAAUAUGUCAGAAGGAGAAGUUACCUCAGCUACACAGCUGGCAUGGAUAAAUAUGGAAUGGUUUCUGUUGCUGCAAAGAGGAAGCAGGGCAAUCUGGCCAGUUUAACCAUCAAGGAAAAUGAAGAAGUCAGCUUUGCAAGUGUAAAGCCAUCUGAGACUGUCAAAAUGUUUGAUCCACUCCCAGAGAGUAUAUUUACAGAACCAAUACAAUUAGAUAAGAUGAGCACGAUCAGCCAGAGACAUGCUUCCCCGGAGUUCCAGCCCAGUGAGAGCAGCUCCCUGUAUCCCCUACAUAAACACCUGCUCAUCAGGAGGUCCCUUAGGUGUAAGGAAUGUGAGCAUAACUUAAGCAAACCAGAAUUCAACCCAAUAUCCAUCAAGUUCAAGAUCCAGCUUAUUGCCUUGCACCAUAUACCAGAGAUAAAAAUUUUCUCUCCACCAGAGCUGGUUCUGAAGAAGGAGUGUAAGGUAAUACUGACUGUGACGAACCCCAGUGUUUACAAUAGCAGCAUUGCUUUCUUACCAGUGGACCCCAAGGAGGAUAACUUCAGUACUGCUAAGGUAGAGCUGCCAAAACAAGCCAUUGUUGUAGCCCUUAGAGAUGAUGCAGCCUUGUAUGAUGAUGCAAGUCAUGGUCAAGAAGCAUUCAAAGAUGAUUCAAGUGUCAUAGCCUACAGAAAGUCAAAUAAAGUGGGAGUGUUUGUCAAAGUGAAACCUCAGAAUCCAGAACAGGACGUCAAGGUGUCCUUCGUACUGAAACAUGAAUACAGGAACACUGCUAUAGCACUCCCUAGUGAAAACCAGGAGCCUCAGAUUGUCUCCCUUCAGCAUCAAGUCUUCAUCAACUUGGGACCUGUCAAAAAGAAGUGAUGGCCAGGGAUCCUAGAGAUAUGUUUCCCAACAAUUUAUAUAACAUAGAGAGAAAAAAAUACAUCAUGUGCAAUAUGUUAUGAACCUUGAGAUCAUUGAUUAAUUUUAUAUUUAUUCUUGGUUGUAAGGUCUGUAUGUGUAUUUAAUAUCCAUCUACUCUAUGUAAUCAUUGGCUACCAUAUAAAGUUUUCAAUUUGAUAUAGUGGCUUUUGCUGCAAUCCAAAGUAUUAGUUUUGUUAAAGAUACCUAUAAAUAAUAAAGCAGUGUAGCUAAGGUCUAUGAUUAAGUAACAUCCCACUUUUAUGGGAUGAAAAAAAAAUCUGAGAUCCACACCUUUACUUUAAUGUCAGACGAUACGUUCCUCAAAUAUCUGUUUUGUAUAUCUUCGUUAUGUGUAGAAAAUAUUCAAAAUUUUGAUUAUCUUCUGAUUUCUAACUGGUUUCUAAUUGUUUUUGAAAAAUUGAAACACUAAAAAUAUGUGUUAUUGGCUAAUUAAGUUUUUUUCCAAAAGGAUUUUAUAGGAAACAUCAUCCUCUGGUAUCUUGCACAAAUGCCUGGUAAGGUACCUCAAUUUUUUGCGUGUAAAUAUGUUAAAGUAGCAAUACUUCAAAGACAAAAUCUUAGAAAAAAAUUACAAUGUGUAUAUAUUAUUGAGGAACGUAUCGUCUGUCCUUAAAUAAUUUUCUUUUAUCAAGCAGUCAUUUUAUGACUGGAGAGUACUAGUAUUGAAUUACUGAAGAAUCAAACAAGUUUAAAAUUUCAUGUCACUGCUAAAAAUUGUUUUUUGUAUGCAUUAUUGGACACAACAAUGGUCUGUUCCAGAUGGCUUAAUGUUGGUGUAGGUUACAGUGCUUAAUAAUAAAAUUAUUAAAAAUGUUGCAUAAAA